Messenger RNA from Fonticula alba, 885 nucleotides. Its product is annotated as dTDP-glucose 4,6-dehydratase. Bases 1 to 885 code for a protein of 294 amino acids. Gene Ontology annotation, molecular function: dTDP-glucose 4,6-dehydratase activity. The record is from RefSeq and is a predicted model, not a curated record. Lineage: Eukaryota; Rotosphaerida; Fonticulaceae. The transcript is spliced from 6 exons.
AUGAACCCUCCCAGUCACCCCUCGCCCGCGAGCCACAGGCUCCGGUCCCGGUCGCGCAUCGGCGCGAAUGCCACCACCGUCACCCUGAUGUCGCACGCCCCCGGGCUGGGCCCCGGCAGCCCGGCCACUCCGCCGGUGGCGUCCAGCCCCUCGCCGGCGGAGGCCCGCAGCCCGCGCCCCGAGCAGAAUGGUCUGCUUUCCUCGCUGGUCAACCGCCUGGGCUUCCUGGUGCAGGGCCUCCAGGUGCCGACCGACGGGGCCGACGAGGUGCUGACGCCGUCCAUGUCGAUGGAUCUGCAUCUGGAGCCGGCCCUCUAUGUCGGGGCCGAUGGCCCGGCCGAGGCGAUGGGCCCGAGCACCGCGGAUUACGACCCGCAAGUGAUCCUGAUCACCGGCGGGGCUGGCUUCAUUGGCUCGAACAUGGUUGGCUACCUCGCCCGCAAGUAUGAAGGAACCGGCCGCCGCGUGAUUUGCCUCGACCGGAUGGAUUACUGCGCAUGCCCGUACUCCCUGCGUGAGCUGCAGGGGCUUCAGUGUUUGAAGAUCAUCCAAGCCUGCAUCACGGACUUGCCACUCAUGCGCAAGAUCAUCGAGGAGGAGCGCGUGGACACGGUCAUCCACUUUGCGGCUCAAUCACACGUCGAUAACUCCUUCGAGAGUUCGCUCUCGUUCACCCGGGACAAUGUCAUCGGCACUCACGCGCUGCUGGAGGCCAGCCGCCUGGCUCCGGCCGGACAGAUGCGGCGGUUUAUCCAUGUGAGCACGGACGAGGUGUAUGGCCCGGCACCGCUCGGGCAAGCCUUCAAGGAGACCGACCCAAUGGCACCCACCAACCCCUAUGCCGCAACCAAGGGCCGCGUGCGAGAACAAGAGCGGGGCAUAUAG